GUUAGAUUUUCAGAAUUUUCAAAAAUUAUUCCUUUUUCAAUCCAAACAAUAUUUAAUACAUCAGGCAACCAGUAAAACACAAUUUUGAUAGCACGUGUGAUUAUGGUUGCCUGGUUUGCCGUGACUAAAAGCUAGUGAUGAGAAAUUUAUUUUAUUUUCAAUAAAUCCGACUAUAUGUGAAUAUUCUUCUUGUUGGCAACACUGAACGAUAACCUUGAACUUUUCAAAAACAAAAUGGAUCCAUGGUUGAUGUGUCAAACAGACCUGACUAUUUCUGGAACCAUAAUAACAAAAUUCGAAGAUAAUUUUGUUCCACCAUUCACCAAGUUACCGGACUCUGAAGAAUACCUAGCUAACCUCGAAGCAAAGUUGAGGAAGUUGCAGCUAAAUCCAAAUAUCUUAUCACAGUUAGCUGCAAAGAAGGAAGCUUGUAUGCAACAGCUUCUGAAGACAUCAACUGAAUUAGAUGACGAAAUUCUGACUCUUGAAGAACCUAUCGAGAACCUUCAAAUACUGAGAACGGUAACUCCACAACAGGCGCUCACCCAAGGUGAACUCGUGGAGUUGAUAAAGUACGACCAACUUAAAUACGAAGAUUGUGGUGAUAAAUUAGACGAGAGUUCGUUUGCCAGCAGAUAAAUAAAAUAGCCUUAGGUGCCUCUCGAGGUAUCGGGCGUACCAUCGCUGUCGAGCUUUCUAGAAGGUUGCAGCAGAAUUCUAUUUUUGUCUUACUUGCUAGAUCUAAAACUGGUUUAGAAGAAACUAAAAAUCUUAUUCAAGAAGUGGAUAAAGCAAUCAGUGUGCAUACCAUUCCGAUUGACUUAUCUAAGCCAAAUCUUGGUGAAUAUACUAACAACUUCAACCAGAUCUUGAAUGUUAUAGAUAAAAAUGAUAUUUACUCUGCUUUGUUUUUCCAUAAUGCUGGAAGUAUUGGUGAUGUGAAGCAGGUUGCUGAUCUGAUAGAUGUUCAUAAAUGGAGCGAUUAUUUUCAUUUCAAUCUUUUCUCUGUCUCCCUUUUGAACAGCGUUUUUAUAAAACUUCUAAGGCCUAUCGCUCCUCAGCUUAUUGUUGUGAACAUAACAUCCUUAGCAGGUCGUCAGCCUUUUGCUAAUCUAGCAAUGUAUGGUACUGGUAAAGCUGCUCGUGUAUUGUUUUUCAAAGCAUUAGCUAUUGAAGAGCCUAACAUUAUUGUUUUAAAUUAUUCUCCUGGGCCUGUUGAUACAGACAUGUUCAAUACUAUUAUUGAAGAAGCACAAUCUGAGGAAGUAAGGAAUAACUUUAAGAAAACUAAAGAGACAGGCAUUUUGAGCACUUCUCAAACGGUCAAUAAGAUGUUGGGGAUAUUGGAGAAAGGUGACUUUAAGUCUGGGGAUACUAUUGAUUAUUUUGAUAGAGCUUAAACAUUCCCUCAAAUUAUUUUUGGUGUAACAAGUUAUAUAUUUGUACUUGAUACUCAAAUCGAAAAAUAUAUAUGCUUACAGAUUUCAGUAUUAUAAAAUCAUUUCUUAAAUAAUUUGUUUUUUAUUAACAAGUUCACAUUAAAAGUAAGACAUAGGCAUAAAAUAGUUCAAGUUGAGACCAAAACAACAGUAUUUAAUUUGUGUUCCAAGCAAACCUUGUAUAUUCUUUAUAGUUUUUCCAAAUUCAUUUUGGAUGCUCAGAUCUCAACUUUGUGGGACCAGUUAGUCCAUAUUCAAUAAAAUAUUUUUAUUACUGCGCAUUAUUUUUAUUAAAAAUUCUUGGCCAAUCUGAGUUUGUGUCAUGCUAUGUAUAAGUUAAAAAAAUUGUUAUAUCUUAGCUGACAUUCUUUAGGUUUAUAACAACAGUUAUUCCAUCACAUUUUUGUUGAACGCAUGCUUUUUUGUUCAUUGCUUUUUAGUAAUUAGGUAUUGAUUUGAAUCAUUAGAUUUACUUAGAAAAAAAAUUUAUCUACUAUGC
This is a messenger RNA of Acanthoscelides obtectus, 1938 nucleotides long. Lineage: Eukaryota; Metazoa; Arthropoda; Insecta; Coleoptera; Chrysomelidae. The record is from the annotation of a GenBank genome assembly.